Messenger RNA from Exophiala bonariae, 1461 nucleotides. RefSeq lists its product as uncharacterized. NCBI's taxonomy places the organism in Eukaryota, Fungi, Ascomycota, Eurotiomycetes, Chaetothyriales, Herpotrichiellaceae. The transcript has a single exon. The coding region runs from base 1 to 1461 and encodes 486 amino acids. Gene Ontology annotation, molecular function: zinc ion transmembrane transporter activity. The record is from RefSeq and is a predicted model, not a curated record. Gene Ontology annotation, cellular component: cytoplasmic vesicle; membrane; Golgi apparatus. Gene Ontology annotation, biological process: zinc ion import into Golgi lumen; intracellular zinc ion homeostasis.
AUGACCCAUGACCACCCUCAUAUCGAUACAAAUAUCACACAUCACCAGCAUAUCAGUUAUGCGCCUUCCCUGGAUACUUCGUCUGCACCGUUCAUGGCCAAGAGGAGGGAUCCCACAAGUGCAUCAACAUAUUCUCCCCCCGCCUUGACACGGCGGCCCACCACCCUACAACGGAACUUCUCUAAACCGACCAAGCUCCUUCUUCAAACCACCGAGAACUACUCUCUCCUCCAUGGCAUCCUGGCCGACCCUGAUUCACGCCGCAUCUUUUACUUCAUGAUUCUGAAUCUGUUGUUUAUGGUGGUUCAGUCAACAUAUGGCGUCCUAACUGGCUCUUUGGGCCUGAUAAGUGACAGUAUCCACAUGUUCUUCGACUGUGUCGCCCUCUUGGUUGGUGUCUGUGCAGCGGUCAUGAGCAAAUGGCCUCCAAGCUCCAGGUUUCCUUAUGGCUAUGGGAAGAUCGAUACCUUGGCAGGACUAGGCAAUGGCAUUUUCCUGAUGUUGAUCAGUAUUGAGAUCAUUUAUGAAGCGAUCGAAAGACUCUUCUCAGGUGCCGAUGUCAGUCGUACUGCCGAGCUACUGGUCGUAAGUACAGCUGGGUUAGUGGUCAACAUGAUAGGGAUUUUUGCAUUUCACGGUGCCCACGAUCAUUCUCAUGGGGGACAUGGUCAUGAUCACGAUCACGGCCAUGGCCAUUCUCACAACUCCCACGACCACGAUUCCCACAAUCACGCACACGACCAUGACCAUCAUCAUGACCAUGACCAUGGACACGAUCACAAACACGACCAUGACCAUACUCAUACCCAUCAAGAGCUCGAAACUCCUCUGACUGCAUCUGCAUCUCCUAUGAAAGGAAAACAAGCAGCAACCGGCCAUCACCAUGGAACUGAAAACAUGCAGGGCAUCUAUCUACAUAUUAUGGCUGAUGCUCUUGGCUCCCUGUCGGUUGUGCUGUCCACUUUACUUGUUCGUUGGACAGGUUGGAGUGGCUUUGACCCGCUGGCAUCUUGCAUAAUAGCAGUACUGAUCUUUGCAUCGACCAUCCCCUUGAUCACUUCAACAACAAAGAUUCUUCUAUUGUCACUCAAUUCCGACAUUGAAUAUAAUCUGAGAAAUAUCCUCAGCGGUAUUGCUCAGGUCAGAGGCGUGGUCGGAUACACAGUUCCCAAAUUUUGGCUUGAAGACAUCAAAAAGGAACCUGGUCACCAUGGCCAUUCCCACGGAGGACAUGAUCAUGGUCAUUCUCAUAAGAACAGUGAUGGUGGAUGUGAUGGCAGUAACGAUCCCACAGUCCUUGGAGUCAUUCAUAUAAUUGCAGCUCGGACUGCAGAUCUCGAGGACGUUCGAGAGCGUGUCUCCUUAUAUCUUCUUCAACGAAAGAUGGAUAUUGUGGUCCAAGUGGAACGCGAGGGAGAGAAUAAAUGUUGGUGUGGUGGGGGGCCCAAGACUGGGAUAUGA